AUGCUAUUGCUAACACUUACUUUACUGUAUGCCUCAUUAUGGAACUCUGCGCAAUCACUGGAAUGUUAUACAGGAUUUUCAGUUAUUCGUGGCCAAACAGUUGGUACUACAAAAGAAGUUUGUAGCAAGGAAACUGAUUCUUGCUAUCGAGCCAAGGCUGGGGUCAAUGUAUUAAGUACCAUUAAAAAAGCAGGCUGCUCUACUGUCCGAUGCUUUCUAAAUAAGAAUAAAUGUUUCGAACAAGAAAUGCUUGGUAGCAAAGUGAUAUUUUGUUGUUGCAAUGAUCGGGACCUGUGUAAUACUGCUUCCUCUUUUGCCAUGCGAUUAACGACGAUUGUUACUGUUAUUCACAUGUUUUUUUGUUUAUCACACUUGAUAUUAUAG
Molecule: messenger RNA, 384 nt
Organism: Thelazia callipaeda (thelaziosis nematode)
Lineage: Eukaryota; Metazoa; Nematoda; Chromadorea; Rhabditida; Thelaziidae
Source: the annotation of a GenBank genome assembly